Molecule: messenger RNA, 3002 nt
Organism: Hemibagrus wyckioides
Lineage: Eukaryota; Metazoa; Chordata; Actinopteri; Siluriformes; Bagridae
Product: piggyBac transposable element-derived protein 4-like
Exons: 3
Coding region: 195-1940 (581 amino acids)
Source: RefSeq, a predicted model, not a curated record
CUCGGCUCUCCUUAAGUAUUGUUGUCCACGUGACUGGCUGCAGCUACAGUUUUAUGUUUGUUCGUUCAUUGGAAUGCAUCGUCAGUAAUUCCACUCUCAUUCUCUGCACAUUGGAGUAAAAAUCAGUUUUGGAAACUAUACCCUGACUCCAGUCUUUACUUGGAGUUUAGCUUGCUGCUGAAUUGUGUUCACACAUGGAAACACACAUGGAGAGCAAUACACGUACCGAAGUUUUGGAAACGGACCCUUCCAGCGAGCUGCAGGAAAUGCAGUCUUCUCCCUCUGACACCACAGACUUGGAUGAGUCAGAUCCUGAUUUUGUUGUGGGAUCCUCAGCGUCCUCAUCGUCCUCUCCAGCUCCUUCCACUGAAGGCGAGGAGGAUGCAAAAGAUCCUGGAUCUGGGUGGAUUGGGAGAAACGGCUUAGUGUGGUUUUCCACCAACGAGGAGACAUUAUGCUUUUCUCAGCCCGCCAGAGGCGUGACUCCAGGGCCGACGCGUUAUGCCAUCGUAAGGGUCCAGAACGUGGUUUCUGCGUUUGACCUGUUUAUUACGGAGGAGAUGAUUGACCUCAUUGUCAGAAUGACCAACCUCCAUGGGCGCCGCACAAUGAAAAACUGGAACGAGAUUGACUCCACCGAUCUCCGUGCCUACAUGGGGCUACUGAUUUUGGCAGGCGUCUACAGGUCCAAAGGGGAAUCCACACGUAGCCUGUGGGAUGAUCGCAGUGGUCGUGCGAUUUUCAGAGCCACCAUGUCCCUCUCAAGUUUUCAUAGAAUCAACAGAGCUCUGCGCUUUGACGACAAGCUGCAGAGACCAGCUCGUCCUAGAGAGGACAAGCUUGUCCCCAUCAGAUCCCUGUGGGAAAUGUGGACGCUUCGCCUUCCCCUCCUAUUUAACCCCGGUAAAAAUGUCACAGUGGAUGAGCAGCUUGUGCCAUUCAAAGGGCGAUGCAGCUUUCGGCAGUACAUGCCAAAAAAACCGGCCAAAUAUGGAAUGAAAAUUUGGGUGACUGCUGAUGCCGCCACAUCCUAUGCCUGGAAGUGUGAGAUUUACCUGGGAAAGACAGGUGGUGCUCCAGAGGUGGGUCAGGGCAAGCGUGUUGUCAUGGAGAUGACAGAAGGACUCCAGGGCGUCACUGUCACUUGUGACAACUUUUUUACCUCCUACUCACUUGCUCAGGAGCUUAUGCAGAAAAAAAUAGCCUUGGUCGGGACGAUCAGGAAAAAUAAACCGGAGCUGCCACCCAACCUGGUGGAGGUUAAAGGACGAUCUGCCCUCUCCUCCGUCUUCGCCUUCACGAAGAACACCACGGCCGUGAGUUACGUUCCAAGACGGGGGAAGAAUGUGAUCCUCAUCAGCACAAAGCACCGCGAGGGAGUGGUGACAGAGGGAGAAAAAAAGAAGCCAGAGAUAAUCAUGGACUACAACCACUGCAAGGGAGGUGUCGACAAUCUAGACAAGGUUGUCGGCACCUACAGCUGCAGAAGGAGGACCAAAUGGUGGCCACAGGUGUUAUUUUUUAAUAUGUUGGACAUCACAGCAUAUAAUGCAUUUGUCAUUUACACAGCUGUGGAUCCCUCCUGGAAAAAGGCAAAGUUGUAUAGGAGGAGGCUUUACAUAGAAGAGCUGGGAAAUUCUCUGGUCUCUGCAGCAAUAUUGAGGAGAAAUCAUCUCCCUCACGCACCAGUUGCUGCUUCACUGGUGAGAGAGAUUCAGUCUUCUGCAGCUGACCCUUCAGACACAAAGCCCCAGACACCAGAAGACACCAGCAGCUCAGGAGUGAAGAGGGGAACAUGCAAGUGGUGCACAAAACAAAAAAAAAGAACAAUCAGCACUUGCGUCUCUUGUGGUGAACACCCUUGCAAAGACCACCAUGUGAUAUGCUGCAAGCCCUGCUGGAAAGACAACGCACACAUACGCGCAAAAAAGUUAGUUUAAUAGUUUAGUUCUUCAUGCUGUAUAAAAGAUAAUAAAAUAAUAAAUGAUGUUCAUAAAUCUGAUGCAGACUAGAUUUUUUUUACAGAAAAAAAUGGAAAAGUAAACGAGGGAGAAAAAAUGUAAAUCUGAUGCUGCACAAAAACUAACAAUGCAUCAAAGCCAAUGUUGUUACUAAUCUUUCACAUGUCCAAGACUGUGAUAAAAUAUCCAGUCCACAAUCACAUUUUAUAUUGAAAAUCAGUCAUUUUCCCCCCAAAUCAAUGACAUCAUUUAUGAACUUGGCAAUUAAAGUAGUAGUUUUAGUUUUAAAGUAGUAGCAGUAGUUUUGAUCAGAACUGAGGUUGAUUUUGAGUGAAUUUGCCCACAGUGUAUUAAUGACUUUUUGAAAUUUUUUAAAUCAUAUUUUUCUAAAAUUUGUUUCAAAGUAAGGUUUGUCACCUUUGUCAUUUGCUGAAAUACAGAGAAAGUUAAGACCAAAUUAAGAGUCAAAAGUGACCCCUGGUGGAUUAAAACGUCCCCAGCAGUACAUAAGGGUUAAAUAGGUCCAAUGUGUGGCAUUCAGAAUAAGCCAUUAAUGGUUACACUGUGACUCACAGUAUACUUAGCUGACAAACUUUACACGCUCAUACAAUAGUAAACAUUUUAACUGUGCACACACUUCCUUCACUAUAUUGCCAAAAGUUUUGGGACACCCCUGCAAAUCAUUGAAUUCAGGUGUUGGGCAUGUCCCCUUGCUUUUAAUGCUUCAGUAUACCAAGACAUUUUGGACAAUUUAAUGCUCCCAACUUUGUGGGAACAGUUUGGAGAUGACCCCUUCCUGUUCCAACAUGACUGCACACCAGUGCACAAAGCAAGGUCCAUAAAGACAUGGAUGAGCGAGUUUGGUGUAGAGGAACUUUUUUUUUUUUUACUGGAAAAAGAGUCCUGCCUCUGAAAGGAUCAUUUCAAAUAAAGUCAAACAGGUAUUUAUUUAUUGUCAUUUCUACUGACACAGUACAUAGUGAAAUGAAACGUUUCUCCGGGACCAUAGUGCUACAUAAAACAACACAGAGCUUAGGAGUG